Messenger RNA from Acanthamoeba castellanii str. Neff, 2277 nucleotides. RefSeq lists its product as uncharacterized. The record is from RefSeq and is a predicted model, not a curated record. Bases 1 to 2277 code for a protein of 758 amino acids. The transcript is spliced from 15 exons. NCBI's taxonomy places the organism in Eukaryota, Discosea, Longamoebia, Acanthamoebidae.
AUGGCCUCCCUCACGAAGCAAAAGCUGUUUCAGCAGGUGGAUGAAUUAUUUAGAGAAUUAAUUGCUCUCAAGAGGCCCGAGCGUGUGGUGGACAAGAAGAAGGUGAAGAAGAAGGUGUACAAGACGCAGGAAAAGGCAUUCUUCGAUGAGAUCGAGGCCUGGAUCAAGCAAGUGCGCGAAUUCAUGCAGCUUUCGAAGCUCAGAUGGUGCGACAUCUUCUACCUGCGCAUGCAACACAACAAGGACAGCAUCAAGGCCGAUCAGGUCCAGGCAUUCGAGGCCCUGAUGCGCUGGUACGACAAGCAGUGGUCCGAUCCCGCCAAGAAUCCUCUCGCCGACACCGUGGCCUCCUUCGAGCGAUUCCUCGUCACCCACACCAUGGACCCCGACGGCUGCCUCGUCGGCAUGACCCCCGACUCCUCCAUCCUCUCCAAAUUCUCGUUCUACCUCGAGAACCAGAACCAACAGAUCGACUACGAGGCCGAGGCCUGCCAAGAGAACCUCGCCAAGAACAUUGUGGCCUGGAGCAAGAUCGACGACCUUGACCACUUGGCCCGCGAGGUCCGUCGCAUGGCUUCCAUCUUGAACAGUGUCCGCAGCGUCAACAUCGAGCUUCUGCGCCCUGGGGACUUGGUGGUGGCUGCCUUCCUCGGCGAUGACAAGGAGAGGGAUGCGAAGAAGGGCAUCUACUACGCCCGCUUCACCGGCAAGCGAGAAGGCGACAGGAUCGGAGUGUUCCUGGCGCCGGAGGAGCGAGCCGAGGAGAUGGUCAACGCCGUCUCCGUGUUUCCCUUCACCGACGACAUGAAGGUUCUGCUUCUCGAUGUAAACAAGAUGGAGCGACUAGUGGAGGAUCCCACCAAGUCUCUUUCAAAGGACCUCAACGAAAAGAUCAAGAAGCGAACACUGAGCUUCCUGGCGCAGCAGGGUGUCGACAUCGAGAUCAUCGAGCGGGCGCAGAAGCUGGACGUCACCAUUGCCGAUCUCCCGCAGAUCCAGCGAACAAAGGUCAGCCUCCAGAGCCUGUUCAAGGGUCCCGACGACCCAUUCCUCGCCGAGGUCGAGGAGUUCGCGCGCGCCGAGACCAAGAGCUUCACGUCCCAACUGGGUCUGCGAGAUAUCUUCCUGCCGACCAGGGACAGAGCUCUGCAGCGAUUGCAGAGCAUAUCGUGGUCGGAGCUGCCCCGGGUGAGGAUUCAGCGACAUAUUUCCUCGUGCGAGGAAGCACUGCAACACUUGCAGCUUGAGAAGCGCGAACUGAUGAACGGGACGACGAAGGACAAAACGACGGAGUGGUGGCUGUCCCUCAUCAAGGACGAGUGUGACAAAUUUUUGGAGCGAAGAGGCUAUAAUCCGGACGUAGUCCCCGCUAACUAUCUCGAGGAGCCACCAAAUUCUAUUCAAGCCAUUUUGAACCCCAACGAGGAUAAGCACCAGGUCCAGCGCCUCAUCAAGCGACUCAAGUCCGAGAUUUAUCCGCAGAUCGACCGAUUCAUCAGCAACGCCGAGAUCGUCUUGGCCGAGCAGUUCAACAUUCCCUACGAAACGUUUGCCCUCGAGGAAGCAGAGCUCAAGUUUGCAGCGGAGCGCGAAACCUUGGGCGCUGAAGUCAGGGACUGGAUAGAAGACAUGCUCAAGGACAUCCUCUACCUGCGACAGAUGAAGCGCUUGGAGAAGCCGCAAAACAGGAAAGAGAAAAUUUUGGACAUCGUCCCCGUCACGGGGCUGAUCGUCGGUCGAUUCUAUCGACUCGAGAACGAACUGAGGACGGUGCUGGACGUGUGGGGAGACUACUUUUCCGAGCAGGAGAAGAUGGAGCAGGAGAAGCUCGCCGCGCUGCUCAACACCUCUUCUGCCGCUGUGGCCAUGCGGGAGUCCGCCUCGUUCGCCAUUGUCCGGGGGGACAGCGGCGAGAGCGUCAAGGGCAAGGAACGCGAGAGCAAGGAGAUGACGCCCGUGGGCAGCCUCUCGGAUGGACCGUCCCCUUCGCCCUCGGCCUCGGCCGAAUUCAAGGACAGCACCAGCAAGCCCAGCCCCUCACCUCCUGCCGCCGCGGCCGCCACCCCUGCUCCCGCUCCCGCUCCCGCGCUAGCCCCCGCCACCCAGGACUCCACGGCCGGCUCAGCCAUCGGCAUCGGCGACAUCAGCAGCGGCACCGAGGCGCCACUUCGAGAGCGCACUGAGUCCGUUUUUGCGAAGCGAAACCGACCCCAGUCCGUGCGGCGAUUGGGGGCGUCGCUGGGCUCUCGCGCGGACGAGAUCAAGCGGGAGGGCUGA